CACUGUCUGUAUUUGCCUCUGUCGGUAUGUGCCUCUAUCGGUAUGUGCCUCUAGCGGUGUGUGCCUCUAUCGCUGUGUGCCUCUAUCGGUGUGUGCCUCUAUGGGUGUGUGCCUCUAUCGGUAUGUGGCUCUAUCAAUAUGUGCGUCUAUGGGUGUGUGCCUCUAUCGGGGUGUGCCUCUAUUGGUAUGUGCCUCUAUCGGUAUGUGCCUCUAUCGGUGUGUGCCUCUAUCGGUAUGUGCCUGUAUCGGUAUGUGCCUCUAUCUGUGUGUGCCUCUAUCGGUGUGUGCCUCUAUCGGUAUGUGCCUCUAUCGGUAUGUGCCACACUGUCUGUAUUUUCCUCUAUCGGUGUGUGCCUCUAUCGGUAUGUGCCUCUAUCGGUAUGUGCCUCUAUCUGUGUGUGCCUCUAUCGGUGUGUGCCUCUAUCGGUAUGUGCCUCUAUCGGUAUGUGCCACACUGUCUGUAUUUUCCUCUAUCGGUAUGUGCCUCUAUCGGUAUGUGCCUCUAGCGGUGUGUGCCUCUAUCGGUGUGUGCCUCUAUCGGUGUGUGCCUCUAUGGGUGUGUGCCUCUAUCGGUAUGUGCCUCCAUCAAUAUGUGCGUCUAUGGGUGUGUGCCUCUAUCGGUGUGUGCCUCUAUUGGUAUGUGCCUCUAUCGGUAUGUGCCUCUAUCGGUGUGUGCCUCUAUCGGUAUGUGCCUGUAUCGGUAUGUGCCUCUAUCUGUGUGUGCCUCUAUCGGUGUGUGCCUCUAUCGGUAUGUGCCUCUAUCGGUAUGUGCCACACUCUCUGUAUUUUCCUCUAUUGGUAUGUGCCUCUAUUGGUAUGUGCCUCUAUCAGUAUGUGCCUCUAUCGGUGUGUGCCUGUAUCGGUGUGUGCCUCUAUGGGUGUGUGCCUCUAUCGGUGUGUGCCUCUAUCGGUGUGUGCCUCUAUCGGUGUGUGCCUCUAUCGGUGUCUGCCUCUAUCCGUAUGUGCCUUUAUCGGUAUGUGCCUCUGUCAGUAUGUGCCACACUGUCUGUAUUUUCCUCAAUUGGUAUGUGCCUCUAUCGGUACGUGCCUCUAUCGGUGUGUGCCUCUAUUGGUAUGUGCCUCUAUCGGUAUGUGCCACACUGUCUGUAUUUUCCUCUAUUGGUAUGUGCCUCUAACGGUGUGUGCCUCUAUCCGCAUGUGCCUUUAUCCGUGUGUGCCUCUAUCGGUGUGUGACUCUAUCGAUGUGUGCCUCUAUCGGUAUGUGCCUCUAUCGGUAUGUGCCUCUAUCGGUAUGUGCCUCUAUUGGCAUGUGUCACACUGUCUGUAUUUGCCUCUGUCGGUAUGUGCCUCUAUCGGUAUGUGCCUCUAGCGGUGUGUGCCUCUAUCGGUGUGUGCCUCUAUCGGUGUGUGCCUCUAUGGGUGUGUGCCUCUAUCGGUAUGUGCCUCUAUCGGUAUGUGCCUCUAUCAAUAUGUGCGUCUAUCGGUGUGUGCCUCUAUCUGUACAUGCCUCUAUUGGUAUGUGCCUCUAUCGGUAUGUGCCUCUAUCGGUAUGUGCCUCUAUCGGUAUGUGCCUCUAUCGGUGUGUGCCUCUAUCGGUAUGUGCCUCUAUCGGUAUGUGCCUCUAUCUGUGUGUGCCACACUGUCUAUAUUUUCCUCUAUCAGUGUGUGCCUCUAUCGGUAUGUGCCUCUAUCGGUGUGUGCCUCUAUCCGUAUGUGCCUUUAUCGGUAUGUGCCUCUAUCGGUAUAUGCCACACUCUCUGUAUUUUCCUCUAUUGGUAUGUGCCUCUAUUGGUAUGUGCCUCUAUCAGUAUGUGCCUUUAUUGGUGUGUGCCUGUAUCGUGUGUGCCUCUAUCGGUAUGUGCCUCUAUCGGUGUGUGCCUCUAUCCGUAUGUGCCUUUAUCGGUAUGUGCCUCUAUCGGUAUGUGCCACACUCUCUGUAUUUUCCUCUAUUGGUAUGUGCCUCUAUUGGUACGUGCCUCUAUCAGUAUGUGUCUUUAUUGGUGUGUGCCUGUAUCGGUGUGUGCCUCUAUCGGUAUGUGCCUCUAUCGGUGUGUGCCUCUAUCGGUAUGUGCCUCUAUCGGUGUGUGCCUCUAUCGGUGUGUGCCUCUAUCCGUACGUGCCUUUAUCGGUAUGUGCCUCUAUUAGUAUGUGCCACACUGUCUGUAUUUUCCUCUAUUGGUAUGUGCCUCUAUCGGUACGUGCCUCUAUCGAUGUGUGCCUCUAUAUGUAUGUGCCUCUAUUUGUAUGUGCCUCUAUCUGUAUGUGCCUCUAUCGGUAUGUGCCUCUCUCGGUAUGUGCCACACUGUCUGUAUUUUCCUUUAUUGGUAUGUGCCUCUAUUGGUGUGUGCCUCUAACGGUGUGUGCCUCUAUCCGCAUGUGCCUUUAUCGGUGUGUGCCUCUAUCGGUGUGUGAAUCUAUCGAUGUGUGCCUCUAUCGGUAUGUGCCUCUAUCGGUAUGUGCCUCUAUUGGUGUGUGUCACACUGUCUGUAUUUGCCUCUUGUUGGUAUGUGCCUCUAUCGGUAUGUGCCUCUAUUGGUAUGUGCCUCGAUUGGUAUGUGCCUCUAUUGGUAUGUGCCACACUGUCUGUAUUUGCCUCUAUCCAUAUGUGCCUCUAUCGGUAUGUGCCACACUGUUCGUAUUUUCCUCUAUUGGUAUGUGCCUCUAUCGGUAUGUGCCUCUAUCGGUAUGUGCCACACUGUUCGUAUUUUCCUCUAUUGGUAUGUGCCUCUAUCGGUAUGUGCCUCUAUCGGUAUGUGGCUCUAUUGGUAUGUGCCUCUAUUGGUAUGUGCCUUUAUUCGUAUGUGCCUGUAUCGGUAUGUGGCUCUAUCGUUGUGUGCCUCUAUCCGUAUGUGCCUUUCUCUGUAUGUGCCUCUAUCAGUAUGUGCCACACUGUCUUUAUUUUCCUCUAUUGGUAUGUGCCUCUAUCGGUAUGUGCCUCUAUCGGUAUGUGCCUCUAUCGGUGUGUGCCUCCAUCCGUAUGUGUCUCUAUCGGUACGUGCCUCUAUUGGUAUGUGCCACACUUUCUGUAUUUUUCUCUAUUGGUAUGUGCCUCUAUCGGUAUGUGCCUCUAUCGGUAUGUGCCUCUAUCGGUAUGUGCCUCUAUUGGUAUGUGUCUCUAUCGGUAUGUGCCUCUAUUGGUAUGUGCCACACUGUCUGUAUUUGCCUCUAUCGGUAUGUGCCUCUAUCAACGUGUUCCUCUAUCCGCAUGUGCCUCUAUCGGUAUGUGCCACACUGUCCGUAUUUUCCUCUAUUGGUAUGUGGCUCUAUCGGGUGUGCCACUAUCCGUAUGUGCCUUUAUCGGUAUGUGCCUCUAUCGGUAUGUGCCACACUGUCUGUGUUUUCCUCUAUCGGUAUGUGCCACACUCUCUGUGUUUUCCUCUAUUGGUAUGUGCCUCUAUUGGUAUGUGCCUCUAUCAGGAUGUGCCUCUAUCGGUAUGGGCCUCUAUCCGUAUGUGCCUUUAUCGAUAUGUGCCUCUGUUGGUAUGUGCCUUUAUCGGUAUGUGCCUCUAUGGGUAUGUGCCUCUAUCGGUAUGUGUCUCUAUCGGUAUGUGCCUCUAUUGGUAUGUGCCACACUGUCUGUAUUUGCCUCUAUUGGUAUGUGCCUCUAUUGGUUUGUGCCUCUAUCGGUAUGUGCCUCUAUCGCCAUGUGCCUCUAUCGGGAUGUGCCUCUAUCGAUGUGUGCCUCUAUCGGUAUGUGCCUCUGUUGGUGUGUGCCUCUAUCGGUAUGUGCCUCUAUCGGUAUGUGCCUCUUUUGGUAUGUGCCACUGCGUUGGGAAAAACGCUCGAACAUGCAAGCGUUUUGCGUUCGAACGCUAUUGUAACGCCCAAACCCUAGGCAAACACGCAAACGCAAGAGUGGGCUGCCCUCGAAAAAAAAAUCGAAAUUUUCGAAAUUUCGAAACCAGUUUGUGCGACGUGCUGGGAAAAACGGAAUGACUCGCCACCUCGCAAUCUCAAGAUGUCUUCCCAACUCCCAACCCCCGAAAAACACCCAACCGCACUAGACCACAAAUUAUCUAGUCAACCCAACCACUUCUCUACAAACCCUCUCUUCAAGAGAGAGGUAUCGUAGACUCCAACCAGCGUGCUAAACCCAGAUCGGGAUCUCACUCCUCACGUCAUUUCCCUAGAUCUCAGCGUGUUUCGUUUUUUCCAGCUCCUUAUUUCUUUUAUGCUAAGCUAUGGUUGACGCUGGCGUAACUCCUACUUCAAUGGCGACCAACGCUAAUGUUGCCUCAGGUGAGGCCUCAAGUUCUCCCCAAGUUAAGGAAGAUCGCACGCACAUAGUUUACCAGCACUUCAGAGUGCCCUUAGUUUCUAGCGCGCGCGGUAAGCAGUACGUCUGCAAGUUUUGCACGCACAAGUUUAGCGGAUCCGUGGGGCGUUUGGCUCAGCAUCUCACGAAUUGGAUGGGGGGGAGCCGACGUGAGGUGAAACUCUGCACUGCGGUAACAAAGGAGGUGGCUGAAGAGGUCCGCGCUCACUACGAGGCUAGGCUUCAGGAAGCCGAAGACAUCCGCUCCGCCGAGGCAGCCUCCAUUGAAGCCGUUAGCGGCCAUAAGCGCAGUCGCAUAACCGACUUCUUUGGCGACGAGAAGGCAGAUGCGAAGAAGGCUGCGGACGAGGCAAUCUGCCUCAUGUUCGCGGGCCUUCGCCUCCCGGAGUACCUCGCGGACCACCCUCUCUGGCGCUGUGGAGUGCAUCGGCCUCGCAGGAAGUGGCUAUGUCCCCCCUAAGCGCAAGAACGUCGGCGGCGCUGGCUUGUAGCAAUGCCGCGUGCGGAUUGAGAUGGUGCUGGGACCGGUGGUGGCCAGCUGGGUUCAUGGAGUGACGGUAGCCUCAGACAUGAUGACCGACAGAUGCGGUCGUCCGCAGGCCAACGACUUGAUGAUCAACGACAGUGGCGCCGUCUUUAUGGAAAGCGCGGAUUGCAAGAUGGAAAAAAAAAACAGGUGAGUACAUCCCUAGUAUCCUGAGGCCGAUAGCGGAGAAAGUCAGAGCGGAGAACAUAGUUGCUCUCUACAUGGAUGGGUGCUGCAACUACGCUGCCGCCUACAAGGAGAUCUUCAAUGAGUGGCCCCACACCGAGCAUGUGCCGUGCGCCACGCUCGUGCUCGACCUCCUCAUGGAGGAUGUGGGUAAGAUGGCUUGGGCCAAGGGGGUGGUCGAGCGGGGCGGCGGAAUCAUCGCUUACAUUCGGAAACAUCACUGGACGCGUGGAUUCUUGAGGAGUCCAGAGGUGCAUGGCGGAAAGGGCUUGCAGGUAGGCUUGAGCAAAACCGGGUAAUUACCCGACCCGACCCGGUUUUGCAAUACCCGACCUCGGGUCGGGUAAUUUCGGGUCCGGGUCGGGUAAUAUGCCCAGGACCCUUACCCGGACCCGGCCUUAAGGGGAUGGGUAAUACAAUACCCGCCUGGCGGGUCCGGGUAUACCCGACCCGGUUACCCUGA
Molecule: messenger RNA, 5412 nt
Organism: Closterium sp. NIES-67
Lineage: Eukaryota; Viridiplantae; Streptophyta; Zygnematophyceae; Desmidiales; Closteriaceae
Source: the annotation of a GenBank genome assembly